CACCUCGCCAUCUGUCCCCCCCCUCCUCUUCUUCUUCUGCUGCCGCUGCCGUUCUCCACUCUCACUGUAACCAUGUGUCGUCGGCCCACUCAGCUCCCGGCGCCGUCCUCGGCGCGUGGCGCUCGUUCAUGGCUCCGGGUGCCUCGCCUGGCUCUUCGUCACCGUCUGAGCGCGCUCAGUAAUGGCGUCUGUCGGCCCGCCCCCUGGCACCGCCGGCCGAUCUCUUUCCUCGGCUUCAUCCUGUCUGUCAGUGCCCUGCGGCCGCUGGCCAAUCGGGUGGCGCUAUACCGCACCUUCCCAACGCGCCUCGUCUCUCGGGCCUGGGGCCGCCUGAACGGGUUGGACCUCCCCACCUGGCUCCGUAAACCCAUCUACUCGCUGUACAUCUGGACAUUUGGGGUCAACAUGCAGGAGGCGGCGGUGGAGGAUUUACAUCACUACAAAAACCUGGGCGAGUUUUUCCGCCGACGUCUCAAACCUGCAGUCCGACCCGUUUGCGCCGCUUCCUGCCUGACGUCUCCCGCUGACGGGAAGAUCCUUCAUUUUGGUCGAGUUAAGAACUCUGAGGUGGAGCAGGUGAAAGGCAUCACCUACAGCCUGGAGAACUUCCUGGGUCCACAGACCAGCAGAAGCAAAGACUUGUCCUCGUCGUCGUUCCAGGAGGACCUGCUGUCGUCUCCUGACAACGACCUGUUCCAUGUGGUGGUCUACCUGGCCCCAGGGGACUACCACUGCUUCCACUCGCCGACCAACUGGACCGUGGAGAUGAGGCGUCACUUCCCAGGCGCUCUGAUGUCGGUGAACCCGGGCGUGGCCCGCUGGGUCAAAGAGCUGUUUUGCCUUAAUGAGCGGGUGGUGCUCAGAGGCCAGUGGCAGCACGGCUUCUUCUCUUUGACGGCGGUGGGAGCCACCAACGUGGGCUCCAUCAGGGUCUACUUUGACCAGGAGCUGCAGACAAACACUCCUCGCUACAACAAAGGUUCGUUCCACGAUCGCAGCUACGUCGCUACAGACAACCAGGUGAAGUCGGCUCCAGAAGAAGGGGGCGUGUCUUUGCACAAAGGGGAGCCUGUCGGGGAAUUUAACCUGGGGUCCACCAUCGUUCUCCUGUUCGAGGCUCCCAGAGACUUCAGCUUCAGCCUGCAGCCCGGGCAGCGAAUCAGAAUGGGGGAGGGCCUCGGCAGCCUCUGAUUGGCUGAACACUUAUGGAAGGUGUGGUCUAAACAACGAUGGAAAGGUGGAGGUCUUAAAUUGGCUUCAGACUCGGAGGGCGGAGCAUUGUGAAGGAUAUCGCAGAAGGACAUGUCAUGGACUCCAACUCCCAGGAUGCUUUGUGCCAAAGGUCGCUCUCUCUCUGAAUACUGGAAUGUGUCUCUAACCCACAGCCAUAAUGGCCAAACGUUCUUUUAACUCGGGCAUCUUCGGCCGCCGUCGUCGGUUCGAAGCAGAUCAGAGGAAAGCACUGUGAGGUCAUCAGUGGUAUGGCCGCUGAUUGGCUGGAAGCUGGUGACUUUGUUUACUUUUAUUUUUGUAAAGUAUAUAAGUGUAAAAAAUAAAUUUCUACUUUAAGCAUGUUUGUCAGUUUAUCAUUUUAAAGCCCUGGGCUGCCAUGGUAACAGCAGGUGGAGGACGGGGCUUAAAGUCGGUGGGAAAUCAUAUUUAAAUGUCAAAUAAUUCUGGCU
Messenger RNA from Cyprinodon variegatus (sheepshead minnow), 1682 nucleotides. RefSeq names its product phosphatidylserine decarboxylase (gene pisd). Gene Ontology annotation, molecular function: phosphatidylserine decarboxylase activity. The coding region runs from base 73 to 1191 and encodes 372 amino acids. Gene Ontology annotation, cellular component: mitochondrion. Gene Ontology annotation, biological process: phosphatidylethanolamine biosynthetic process. Lineage: Eukaryota; Metazoa; Chordata; Actinopteri; Cyprinodontiformes; Cyprinodontidae. The record is from RefSeq and is a predicted model, not a curated record. The transcript is spliced from 8 exons.